AUGAAGAAAUAUCAAUUAAUAGGUAAACGAGGAAGUGGUUUAUUAUCAUCAUUUCAUAGUAACAAUAAUACCAAGAAAUCUUCAAAUAUUCAAUAUCCUCAAUUACAUUUAUGUUCAUUACCAUUUGAAAUCUUAUUAUUAAUAUUUAACCAAUUGGAUCAACGAGAUUUACUUUCAAUCUCAUUAACUUGUAAACGAUUUAAUCAAUUUAUUAAUAAAUAUUUCUUAUAUAAUAAAAUUCAUUUUACAACCACUAAACAAUUUCAAUCAUUUGCUAAUAAUCAUUUAUCAAACAGUACUAGCAGUGGUGGUAAUAAGAUAAACUACUUAACAACCGUUGAAUUUAAUAAUCCACAAAUUAAACGAGCUGGUUCAUCAAAUUAUAAAUCAAAUAUUGCUGGUAGUUAUCAAAUAGAAGUAAUUAGACCACCAAAUGAAAUAAGUCAUGAUGAUUUUGUUCAAUCGUUAAAUAAAUUAUUUAUGGAAUCAUUUGGAUUAAAAUGUUUAAUUAUAAAUGAAAUUUCUCCUGAUUUCCAAUUUCCUGAUAAUAUUCAACAACCUUAUCAAAAACAAGUAAUAUCAAGAUUCUUAAGAAAUAAGAAAACCACCUUACCAAAACCAAAGAGAAGUUUAGAGAAAUUAAUAUUAAAGACUCAAUCAGGUUGGUCAAUUCCUUUGAAAUAUUCUCAUAUUUCAUUAAUUUGUAAUCAUUUCAAUGUGAUACAUCAAUUACAAUUAAUUAAUUUUAUAAUUGAUGAUACGAAAUCAAUAUUAUCCAACGAUACAACGGCUUCACCCCAUGUUGCUGAUAUUGAAAGUUUAAUACUUGACUCAUGUAAUUAUACCAAUUCAUUCAAAAAACCCAAAUCAAAACCAAUACCCAACCCCAUGUUUCAUAAUGUAUCUCAAUUAGAAUUGAAAAAUAUCACCAAUGAUAAUUGUUUAUCAUUAAUUGAUUAUAUAAAAUUGAAUAAUUCCAAAUUAUAUCAUAUUUGUAUUGAUAUGAAUUCAAGUUUAUUCUAUUUAGAUGGACAACAAUUCAAUUUUGGGAAAUUUAAUCCAUUUUUUAAAAUUAUAUGUGGAAGAUUAGGUGGGUAUAAGAAUGUAACUAAUAUUACAUUGACGAAUUUUGGAUUAUUUGAAUAUUUAAAACAAGAAGACGAUAAAAGUGAUGUUGAUUCUUGGGUAGAACCUCCCACGGAUAAUUUUGAAACAUUUAUGAAAUAUAUUAGUGAAAUAUCGAAACUUACAAUCGUGUUAAAGGAAUCAUUGAAAAAAGUUAGGACAUGUAUAAAAUGUGGUCAUAAAGAACAAUUACUGAGAGAUAAACUUAUAGAUACAUUAUCUAAUCAUGAAUGGAAGGUAUUAUUGUCACAAUUAGAAAUUAAUAAUCAUAAUUCAAUUAAAAUAUUUAAUAGGAAACAUAAAUUGCUUUAUAAUUCUGCAUCAUACAAUACACACCAUGAAUAA
Messenger RNA from Hemisphaericaspora subhashii, 1470 nucleotides. RefSeq lists its product as uncharacterized. Lineage: Eukaryota; Fungi; Ascomycota; Pichiomycetes; Serinales; Debaryomycetaceae. Gene Ontology annotation, molecular function: protein binding. Bases 1 to 1470 code for a protein of 489 amino acids. The record is from RefSeq and is a predicted model, not a curated record. The transcript has a single exon.